Molecule: messenger RNA, 4813 nt
Organism: Betta splendens (Siamese fighting fish)
Lineage: Eukaryota; Metazoa; Chordata; Actinopteri; Anabantiformes; Osphronemidae
Product: transcriptional repressor scratch 1-like
Exons: 2
Coding region: 443-1372 (309 amino acids)
Biological process (GO): regulation of DNA-templated transcription
Molecular function (GO): RNA polymerase II cis-regulatory region sequence-specific DNA binding; DNA-binding transcription factor activity, RNA polymerase II-specific
Source: RefSeq, a predicted model, not a curated record
UGCAGAGAGAAGCACAGACGGCUCAUAGUAAUUUGAUGUGUGUCCCUGGGGAUGUUUGAUGGAUUAAUGCUAAGCAGCUCCCUCUUCCAAAGCACCACCUGAUCUCUGGGGCUCGUGUCCCACAUAUAAAGGGCUGCAGUAGUGCUGAGCUCAGCUAGUCCAGCUAUCUCUCUGUUUCGUCUUCUCUCUCUCUCUCUCUCUCUCUCUCUCUCUCUCUCUCUCUCUCUCUCUUCCGCUGCAUCUGUCUCUCCCACUCCACUCCACUUUCUUGUCUUCUAUCUAUGAUCAGCUGCGUCCAGUGCACUUUCUCAGAACACAUUUUCUUUUUUGUUGCCUGGCCUUUAUCUACAGGCCGCCCGGAGGCUCCUGCUUUUUUGUUUUUUUUCCACCACACGCAUUUCCUAUGCGACUCUAGUAUCUAGUUUUCCACCAGGAGAGUAAAAUGCCACGUUCCUUUUUGGUAAAGCAACUGAAGGUCCAUGAUUUCUCAUCAUUCAGCCACAGCCAAGAAAAGCAGCAGCACUGGGACGAGUCCAACACGGUAACGAAUGCCAUCACUGAGUCUGCCACCAAGUUGGCCGUGCGUUUAAGUGAAAACGGUUACAUACAUAAUUAUAUCAUCCCUUCAGUAUUGCAGAAGACAAACGAGUCGGGUUGUGUACAGACGGCGGCUCUGUACACCCCAUUUGGCAGCAGUGCUGAAGAGUUCUCUGACCAUGACAUUGAGCUUCCGGACAGCCCUGUAUCCUGUGACACAAUAGAGUCAGACAGUAGUGGCUCUGAUUUAGAGGCGUGUACCAUCAAUGCCUUUAUAAUCUCCGAUGGACGCUCCUACCAGAGAGUCAAACAAAGAUGUCCACAUACAGGAGGCAGUCAGUCACACAGUGUGAAGGUCAUCCACUCAACAGAGCGUAGCUCUGGUAAAGUCAGAACCAAAGGACGCUAUGUUUGCUGUGAGUGCGGCAAGUCCUAUGCCACGUCAUCCAACUUGAGCCGGCACAAGCAGACACACCGCAGCCUGGACAGCCAGCAGGCCAGGAAGUGUUCCACCUGCCACAAGGUGUAUGUGUCCAUGCCGGCACUGGCCAUGCACAUGAUGACCCAUGACCUAAAGCACGAGUGUGGAGUGUGUGGCAAAGCCUUCAGCCGGCCCUGGCUGCUGCAGGGCCACAUGAGGUCCCAUACUGGGGAGAAACCGUUUGCCUGCGCUCACUGUGGGAAGACCUUUGCUGACCGCUCCAACCUGCGUGCCCACAUGCAGACGCAUUCAGCCUUCAAGCACUACUCCUGCAAACGCUGCCACAAAAGCUUUGCACUCAAGUCCUAUCUGAACAAGCACUACGAGUCAGCAUGCUUCAAGGGCCAGGAGUGAGCAAAGCUGAACAGUCACCUUUUUGGACAAAACAAGCCAGACUUUCUCAGGCUCAUGUGUAUGCAUUAUAAAUUUGCCUUUUGACAUAAUAUUGAUAAUAAUGUUACUUUAGAUUAUUCAGGAAUUGAGUAAUUCAGAUAACCCAGUGCUGAUAAUAAAUGUCAAAUAUUUUAUGAUUUUUACAAACGUCAGUAUUGUUUUGUCAGACAAGUAGCUCUUAAUUUACCUUAAAUCUCCUUGUGUUUUAAAUGAUGUAUUUGUCUAUUUAUUAAUUUAUUUAACUAUUUAUGUAAAAAUAUAUUUAUCUUAAAUUUGUCAACAUUCAUUAGACGCCAUGAAAUAAUUUGGAAUAAUUUUUCUGACCUCCAAGCUCUCUCUGUGAAUUUGAAUCCAAUAAAACUGAUGCAAAGUAAUACCUGUUGCAAAUAUCCCUUUACUUGAAUCAUUUAUAACAUGGUUAUAAUAUUGUUCAGUUAGAUAUUAACCCCAAGUACAGUGCUGUUACUGUAAACAGGAAUACAUUGUGCUUAGUUCAGUUAAUUUUAGGUAAUCUGCAACAUGUGAUAACAUCCUGUUUUGCAGAAGUAGUGAAGAAUAGUUUAAGAAUUCAUUUUCAUUCUUUUUAGCGCCUGGUUUCCUUUACAGUUCCCCUACUGGAUCCUGAGCCUGACUUUUAUGGGGCCUGGCCCACCUUCCAUUCAGCUUCUGAAGUGGGUGCCAGCAGAGAGAACAUUCACAUAUACAACAAAAAGACCCAGAAGUGGACAAUUGUGGCCCUCAAGUGGCAAGAUCCCCUCAGGGAUAGACACUAACUGUCCUACAAAGUGCUAGAAUAAUCACAAUCACACCACUGUCCACUCAUAACAAAGAUUAGCUCAAAACACGUACAUUCAUAAAUAGAUCCUGUCUUACUACAUGCACUGUUGGUCAGGUAUCAUGAGAACUGAACUGCUGGUCCAGACCAAAUAGCUGAAUCUUGACCACUGGCCUAUCAUACAGUACAUACAUGUGUCUCUGAACUGCUGGUCCAGACCAAAUAGCUGAAUCUUGGCCACUGGCCUAUCAUACAGUACAUACAUGUGUCUCAGUAACUCAGACUGUGGAGGUUUCUCAAACUAAGCAGCCACAUCAUUAAGCAUUAACAAUGACAUGUGCAGCUUUAGUGGGAAAACCUAUCUGGUCAAAUAUGGACUCUGGCCUGCGACACCAGAGAGGCCUCAAACAGCAUUCUCUAUAUUAUCAGGAGCUUUUUCAUUUUUUGCCUAUGCAAUGCCAGGUGUCUGUUGAGGGGUUCUGCAAUAUGUUGCGGUGGAAAAACAAUCUUGCCCCUCCAGAGGUAAUAUAAUAUUAUAUAUUUAACCUGAUUCUUUUUAAAAAUCAUGCUACUUUUCCUGUGAUAUAAAUCUUGUAUUAUUAAGCACAUGUAUAAUGUAUAAAUAGGUUAAAUCAAUAAUAGUUGAAAUACUUAGGUCUAGUGUUAAUCUGCAUUUUGUUUUCAAAUGUAACAGAUUUAUUUGCAAUUAAUCUGAUUUAUACAGUACAUAUUGUUUACUACUUUUACCACAGGUUAACAUGCUCUACAGAGCUCUGGCGGGAGAAUCUAUAUCCCAGUUUCGCCACCACCACUUUAGAUGCAGAUGUUUAUCUGGCCUUUGUAUAAAGUUUGCUGGCGCUGUUGCAUGGUAACAGAAUGUUUGUGAGGGAAGAAGAUGUGCAAGAAUACCUGUUAUCUCAUCCUGACAGUUCCAAGCCAAAUUAAGUGAGUAAAACUGUAUUUGAAAAUUGUUGGUGAGACCUCUUACACUGUUCUAGUUGCAAGGUGUCAUUAGCCCUCUAAAUUGUAGUGUAAUUGUAGUAUGUUAGUAAUAACAUAUUUUGAUUGAGGAGUUGAGGUGUAUUCAGAAAUGAAGUAGUUGGUCAUUGGUCUGAGACGUAAUCUCAGUGUUUCAGUUUCUCUACCUUUCUUUCUGUAUUUUUAAUCAGGACUGUAGUAAUUUCAAGGUAGGGAACCUGCUUCAGUCUGCAAAAAAAACAACAAAAUCUAGAUGUAACAGGGGUGUUUGGAGUCUCCUCCUGCCAUGAGAUGCUGUUGGUGUUUAAACAUAACCCAGGGAGAAUGGUGAGUUUAAGACAGCACUGGUGUCAGUAUGAUUGUUCACAGUCACCAAACUGUAACAUGUUUCCCAAAUAUGUCAUAUUCUGUCAGUUUUUAAAUUUAAUAACACAGAAACCUGUUUCUACAAUCAAUAAACCUUUUUUUCCCAAAGGCUAUUAUAUCCAAUGUACCGUAUUUUUCGCCGUAUAAGACACACUUUUUUCCCCAAAAACUGAAGGGGAAAUGUUGGUGCGUCUUAUACGGAUGCAGAGAUCCGCGGAGCAGAACAGUGAUUGAAGGCGAGUGGGGGGCAAUGGUGGACUUUACAGUGAUGAGUGGGGGCAAAGACAAAAUGUACCGGUAUGUUUGUCUAUUUUUUUUUUUUAACUGAUCUGAAAAAGAUUCGAUCUGUGACUCCUGAAAUGUUCCAGCAUUUCAUGUUUAUGGUCAUAAAUUACAGUGUCAGGUAAUGAUUAGGGCAGGUUAUGGGCACAAAUUACAUUUGUCUAAUUUAUUUUUGUUAUUAGUCUUUUGAUACUUCAACAUAAAGGGUUUUACAGUUAAACAAUUAUGCACUAUGUGUACAGUGUGCUGUGUCUUCAUAGCUUCUGUACAGUACAAGAAGACUACAAGACUUUGGGCUAACAGAUGGAGAAGAUAUAGAGAGGUUAUGGCCCUUUCUUAGAAGAUUUGCACAAGUCACAAUAGAGUCCAUCCCACCGGCUUGACCUUUUGACUGAUGCACUUCUUUAUUAUGGGAGAAGAAAAUCAGGUGAUAUAGGUUCUUUUAUUAAAAUAAAAAUAUUUUAUAUGCUUAAGAAAUUAAAAUUGUGAAGCUAUUGACAUUUGUUUGUAGAAGUGCAGCUCUAUCACAGAUGGGGAAAAGCAGAAAAAAGUCACUAAUCUGGCUGAGGGGUAGUUAGCUGUUGUCUUGAAAGAGGCACAAGGUAAACCUUUAAUAUUGUACUUCUAUUCAGUUAAGUGUCUCACACACACACACACACACACACACACACACACACACACACACACACACACACACACACACACACACACACACACACACACACCACUCUAUUCUCACCCUCCGCGGGUGGUCUCAUCCACUUUCCAAGCUCGGGUCCUCUACCAGAGGCCAGGGAGCUUGAAGGUUCUGCGCAGUAUCCUUGAUGUUCCUAGGACUGCAAUUUUCUGGACUGAGAUGUCAGAUGUUUUUCCAGGGAUCUGUUGAAGUCACUCCUCCAAUUUGGGGAGUGGCAGGGCAAUAACAGCAGAGCAGACCCACCAAGGCUGGAAACUGAACAGUGGGGUGAGAAGGGAUUUUUUUUUUUUUUUUUUUUAUAAAA